This is a messenger RNA of Fomitopsis serialis, 696 nucleotides long. RefSeq lists its product as uncharacterized. The record is from RefSeq and is a predicted model, not a curated record. The coding region runs from base 94 to 621 and encodes 175 amino acids. NCBI's taxonomy places the organism in Eukaryota, Fungi, Basidiomycota, Agaricomycetes, Polyporales, Fomitopsidaceae. The transcript has 3 exons.
GAUGUAUUGAACAUGAUGGACCGCAGUUCGUCGAUGCCAGUCGGGGGCACCAGCGCGACUCGGGGCUGAUCAUCUUUCUCGUGGUUCACGUCAAUGGUGAAGGUCGUGAGAGUCGUGUGGAUUAUGCUCUUAGGACGUACAUCCGGCCAUCAUACCACUGCCCUCUUCAGGAGCAGCUGGCUUGGCACAGACCGCGUCAAGAGUGUCAUUUGGAUAUUCGUUCAGCCUGCACUACCCUCUCGAUCGGAGCCAGUGUCACCGUUGAGCUCGCAAUGUCGGAUGCUUACUGCGGCACCGGUGAACUUUAUCUGGGCACGGAGCUCGCCGGCAUCACAUUCGAAGUCGUCAUACGGAUCUAGCGUGCCGUCACGGCGGAGCAGAGCCCACGAUUUGCAUAUGGGCUGGAUAAACAGCGUGAAGUACGACGAGACACCCGAGAGGCGACUUCGGUGGAGCACAGCAGGGCCGUAUCGCCCUUUGUUGACAACCUUCGCACCAUUUGCUUCGUCGAUGGCAAGAACGACUCUUGACAGGAAUGGCUGCUCUCGUUUGUACGGUGCAAGCUGCCAGUCUGUCUGCGAACUUUGCGUCAAGCACAGCGCUGUGUUUGCUGCUCACUGAUGUACACACUAAGCUAUGUAUGACGUGUGUUCGAAUGUUGUACGUAGCAUAGCUGUAGGUUCACAUAUAGUUGAC